Penicillium griseofulvum is the source of this 1062-nucleotide messenger RNA. RefSeq lists its product as uncharacterized. Bases 1 to 1062 code for a protein of 353 amino acids. The transcript is spliced from 2 exons. The record is from RefSeq and is a predicted model, not a curated record. NCBI's taxonomy places the organism in Eukaryota, Fungi, Ascomycota, Eurotiomycetes, Eurotiales, Aspergillaceae.
AUGACGUCUACUAUACCGACAUUGGUCGUAAGGGCCGCUGAAUCGACAGGUACUAUUACGACGAUGCCCAUGUCGAGUAUCUUCACGGCGCCCGCCUCGUGCUCGAACUCGUGGACAUAUGAACCAGAGGCUGCAAACCGAGUCCCAAAUGGCCUCCUAAUACAAAAUGCCGUCGAUAAGGACAAUGCCGAUCCUGCGUGUUUCCCUUCUGGAUACAGCCAGUAUGGAAGAGUUCGGCCAUCUAUCGCCUAUAGCCCAGGCUAUUGUCCACAUGGAUACACCUCGGCCGAUUUAGUGAUCCACAGUCCAGCGACUACUGCCAUAUGCUGUCCCUCUGACUUCUCCUACUACGAAGAAAAAAGGGACCUGCAAACGACAUUCGGCGGAUGUCUAAGCGUUUUCCCUAGUUCAUCAUCUACCAUUGUCACCGUCCGCCAGGUCGACGAGGAAAGCACCCAGGUCUCCGGCCCAGUCACUAUGUGGGCUCAAGCAAUCCAAGUCCAGCUGCAAGCAUCAGAUAAAAGCCUAUUUGUCUCCGCCACUACAACCACAACCAAGACCCAAACAUCAUCCGAUGAACCAUCCGAGACCAAGACCUCAACUGGACCAUCCGACACAGCAGCCUCAUCAACCUCUUCAUCAAUACAAACCGGCACAGCAGCCCCAGAAGUCCCAGAAACCCCGAUACCGGCAGCCCCAGGCACAGGAGUAGAGACAAGCGGAUUAUCAACAGGAGCGAAAAUUGGCGUUGGCGUUGGCGUCGGCGCAGCAGGACUCAUUAUAAUUGCCGCACUAUUAUUCUGGUUCUUCCGCCGGCGCCAAGCAAAAGGAGAGAAGAGUCUGCCGGAAACAAAACCAUACGCAGAGAUCAGCGAGCUUGGCGGGAGCACUGAAGCCCAGAGCGUGUCAUACCAACGCCCAGCACACGAGGGAACACCCAGCGAGCUUGGUGGGAGCUCGCAGGCAGCAGAGUCUAGCAUUGUGAACACGAGGACGACGGGUCCUUCUGAACUUCACGCGACAAGUGGCGGCCCGAAGUUCGUACAUGAACUUGGAGCUUAA